Messenger RNA from Dothidotthia symphoricarpi CBS 119687, 852 nucleotides. RefSeq lists its product as uncharacterized. The coding region runs from base 1 to 852 and encodes 283 amino acids. The transcript has 2 exons. Lineage: Eukaryota; Fungi; Ascomycota; Dothideomycetes; Pleosporales; Dothidotthiaceae. The record is from RefSeq and is a predicted model, not a curated record.
AUGUCUGAUCUACCAGACGCUCCCGAUUCAGACAUGGAGUCUGCUUGCUCCGAUGAGAUGCAACCACGAUCCCCGUUGACCAGGGAUAAAAUGCGCGAAGGUCAUGCACGAUGGGUUACCGAGAUUCAUGAAAAGCAAGAGUUCAAAAUCUUGGUAUCUAUGGUCAAGCAACCUGCAACUUUGCCCGAAAACGCUGUAAAGCAUCUCGCUGAACUUUCUCUACAAUGUAAAGCGGACGAUGGGUUGGGCGACCAUUGUUACUACACAGCUUGCAGUUUUCUGGAAGUUGUUGCUCUGACCAUGCCAGACCAACAACAUGACCUUCUUGCCUUCAUCCAUCAGCUUAGGGCUACCACUUUGACCGAUCCUGUGACAGGCGAGGCCAUUCUAUAUGAUGGUGUGGUCUGGAGAGACCUACCUACUUUCGGAUAUACAAUCGCUGAUGAGUUGGGUUCCUUCAGUGGAGCCGAGGACGACUGUACAAUCGAGGAAGUUCAACGCUGGGAGAACUUGAUAGCUUUUUUCGCGCAGCUUGAUGCCAGCACAUCAGAUCCAGAGCUCGACUUUUCUAACACAUGGGCCUUGACGGCUCUGACAUGGGCCUUCGAAGAUCCUGCUUCGACUAGGCCUACCGACAUAACUCUUCGUCUGGCGUGUCUGUGGUACAUUUUCGAUGCCGAUAAGCUUUGGCUUAAAACACAGAGUCGGCAGUUUGACAACUACAGCCUCGAGAGCUGGAAUUGCUGGAAGCAGUGCCUAGUGAAUUGGCAGUCAGCUUUUGCUGAUCCGAGGACGAGGUUGCUGAUUGACGGUGCGUUGGCGCAGAUCAAACGGGUUGAAGCAAGUGCAUGA